GUUAUGAAGCAUUUAAAGUGUUUACGUCGAUACAAAAUGUUCAAGCAGUUUUUACAAGAGGCAUAGGUGGCGUAAUUGUAAUGAAUGUAGCACUGUAAUGCGUUAGGUAACAUUUCUGGAUGUUAGUUUCAGUAAAUAAAGCGCAUCCGCACGCCAUUGAAGUCCAUUCACUGAGAGCCACGUGACACUAUUAUAAAGAUGGAGUUUAUUAAAGAGGAGAGUGAAGACAUAAGGAUUGUAGAAACAUUCAGAGUCAAACAAGAAGAUACUGAAGAAAAAACAGACUUGAUGUCACUGAAAAAGGAGAGUCAAGAACCCAAUGAAAAGGAAGAUGAAGAUCAGUAUGAAAAGCAUCAUGAUUUCGAAAUUGGAGAAAAAUCAUUUAGUUGCUCACAGACUGAAAAGACACAAAAAAGAGCUUAUAAGACAGGAAAUAGAAGUUAUCUCACCUGCCAACAUGUGGAAAGAGUUUCAAAAGAUUUGGAAACCUUAAUUCCCACAUGAGAAUUCACACCGGAGAAAAGCCUUACACGUGCUCUCAAUGUGGAAUAAAUUUUACUCUUAAAGAAACUCUUAGAAUGCACAUGAGAACUCACACUGGAGAAAAGCCUUACACCUGCAAACUGUGUGGAACAAGCUUCAGUCGAACAUCAAGCCUUAAAAACCACAUGAGAAUUCAUACCGGAGAGAAGCCUUACACAUGCUCUCAAUGUGAAAGGAGCUUUGCACAUAAACAAAACUUUGAUGUCCACAUGAGAAUUCACUCUGGAGAGAAACCUUACACAUGCAAAUCAUGUGGAAAGAGAUUCAUUCGAAAAUCAAACCUUAAAACCCAUAUGAAAAUUCACAGUGGAGAGAAACCUUACACAUGUACUCAAUGUGGAAAAUGUUUUACAUAUAAACAUAACCUUCAUGUCCACACAAGAAUUCAUACUGGAGAGAAACCUUUCACCUGCCAACAGUGUGGAAGGAGUUUUACUGAACAAGCAAACCUAAAUGUUCACAUGAGAAUCCACACUGGAGAAAGCCCUUUCACCUGCCAACAGUGUGGAAAGUGUUUCACUCAAAAAGGAAACCUUAAAAAACACAUGACCAUUCACACUGACAUAAUGGCGUUGAAUGAGAUUGAAGAUGAAGAUCAAAAUGAGAAUCAAGUCCAAGUAAAAAUUAAUUCUAGAAAAAAGCCUUUCACCUGCCAACAGUGUGGAAAAAGUUUCACUCAAAAAAGAAACCUUAACAGGCACAUGGGAAUUCACUCCGGGGAGAAGCCUUUUUCCUGCCAACUGUGUGGAAAAAGCUUGACUCGUAAAAUAGAUCUUGAAAGUCACAUGAGCAUUCACACUGGAGAGAGUCCCUUCACCUGCCAACAGUGUGGAAAGUGUUUCACUCGUAAAAUAGGACUUGAAAGGCACAUGAAAGUUCAUACUGGAGGGAGCCCCUUCACCUGCCAACAGUGUGGAAAAUGUUUCACUCAAAAAGGAACCCUUAAUAGGCACAUGGGAAUUCACACUGGAGAGAAGCCUUUUUCCUGCCAUCUGUGUGGAAAAAGCUUCACUCGUAAAAUAGAUCUUCAAAGGCACAUGAGAAUUCACACCGGAGAAAAGCCUUACAACUGCUGUCAGUGUGGAAAAAGUUUCACUCAAAAAAAAACCCUUAAUAGGCACAUGGAAAAUCACUCUGAGGAGAAUCUUUUUUCUUGCCAACUCUGUGAAAAAAGCUUGAGUAGUAAAAUAGAUCUUGAAAAGCACAUGAGAAUUCACACUGGAGAGAGUCCCUUCACCUGCCAACAGUGUGGAAAAUGUUUCACAAAAAAAGGAACCCUUAACAGGCACAUGGGAAUUCACACUGGAGAGAAGCCUUUUUCCUGCCAACUGUGUGGAAAAAGCUUCACUCGUAAAAUAGAUCUUCAAAGGCACAUGAGAAUUCACACCGGAGAAAAGCCGUACAACUGCCGUCAGUGUGGAAAACGUUUUUGUCAAUAUGGAAACCUUAAAGUCCACAUGAGAAUACACAAUGGAGAAAAUCCCUUCACCUGCCAACAAUGUGGAAGAAGGUUCAAUCAUAAAGGAAGCUUUAACCGGCACAUGAGAUCUCACACUGGAGAGAGGCCUUAUACCUGCUCUCAUUGUGGAAAAAGUUUCGAACAACAUGGAAACCUUAAAGUCCAUAUGAAAAUUCACACUAGGGCUGGGCAAUAAAAUGCUAGUUAUCACAAUGUAAUUUUGGUUGAUAAAAUGAUAAUGCGUAUUCAAUAUAAGAUUAAUGAGAGAAAAAGCAGACCAUUUAUCCGCUCGGCUCAAACAGCAGAGGUUACUUGCUGAUCUCUCUCGAUCAUGUCACAACAUUUAAGAGAAAUGCUUGAAUAUAGUAAAGAAUGCAAAUUUCACAUUGUUUAAAAACAGCACUGACAUUUUCAGCAGGAGAAACACUGUGUCAAGAAGGCUUUUCCAUGGAUUUACUGUUGUAAUAAAUCUAUGUGGACUUUCAUUAUAUUAAUGUAGGCAUGUAUUAAUGCAUUAAAGGGGACCUAUUGGGUGUUUUCAAA
Molecule: messenger RNA, 2545 nt
Organism: Cyprinus carpio (common carp)
Lineage: Eukaryota; Metazoa; Chordata; Actinopteri; Cypriniformes; Cyprinidae
Product: gastrula zinc finger protein XlCGF26.1-like
Exons: 4
Coding region: 501-2198 (565 amino acids)
Biological process (GO): regulation of transcription by RNA polymerase II
Cellular component (GO): nucleus
Molecular function (GO): RNA polymerase II cis-regulatory region sequence-specific DNA binding; DNA-binding transcription activator activity, RNA polymerase II-specific
Source: RefSeq, a predicted model, not a curated record